UAAAUCUUAACUCAACUUCUCAACAGCCAAAUCCUUUGCUGCAAAACUUGCCUCAAAUCUCAACUCAAGUCCAACUCCUUUGCAAAGAAUCAAAACAUGGCUUUGGUUGGAGAGGCUUUUCUCUCUGGUUCCGUGCAGGUGCUGUGCGAGAAGAUUGGUUCUCGUGAGUUCAGGGAUUUGUUCCGGGGAAAGAAACUGGACGAGUCGCUUGUAAAGAAACUGAAGAUAACGCUAUUGAGCCUCAAUGCAGUGCUUAAUGACGCGGAGGAGAAGCAGUUCACGAACACUUACGUCAAAGAGUGGCUUGAUGAGCUUCAAGAUGCUGUCUUUGAUGCGGAUGACCUUCUGGAUGAGAUAAAUGCUGAAGUUCUGCGAUGCAAGGUAGAAGCUGAAUAUCGAACCGUCAAAACUCAGGUGUGGAACUUCCUCUCUACUUCUCUUAAUCCAUUUUAUCAAGGUAUGAAUGGUAGGAUUCAAGAGUUGUUUGAUAGAUUAGAACACCUUGCAAAACAAAAGGAUGUGCUUGGCCUGAGAGAAGGUGUUGUUGGGGGGAAGAUUUCUCAAAGAACUCCAACAACUUCCUUGGUGGAUGAAUCUUGUGUGUACGGUAGGGAUGGAGAUAAAGAAAAGCUGAUGACCCUCUUGUUAUCUGAUGAAGCAAGCAACAAGGAUGUAUCUGUCAUCACCAUAGUGGGAAUGGGCGGGGUUGGCAAGACAACCCUCGCUCAGCUCCUUUAUAAUGAUGACAAAGUGAAAGAGCAUUUUAAUCUUAGAACUUGGGCUUAUGUUUCGGAAGAUUUCGAUGUUACUAGGGUAACUAAAACCCUACUUGAGUCAGUCAGUUCAAAAGCUUAUGAUAAUAAAGACCUGAGUUUUCUUCAAGUUGAGCUAGGACAACAAAUAAAGGGCAAGAAAUUUUUAUUUGUGUUGGAUGACCUUUGGAAUGAGAACUAUGGUGAUUUGAGUCUCCUACAACGUCCUUUUGCAUCAGGAGCAAGGGGAAGUAGGGUCAUUGUGACAACACGGAACAAAAGUGUUGCAUCUCUCAUGCGCACCGUUCCAAUUCACUUUUUGGAACAGAUGUCCGAUGAGGAUUGUUGGUUGUUACUUUCAAAACAUGCCUUUGAAAAUGGAAACUCGAGUGCACGUCUAGAUCUGGAAGAAGUUGGUAAGAAAAUUGCUAUUAAGUGCAAUGGUUUACCUUUAGCUGCAGAAACACUUGGAGGCCUCUUGCGUUUCAACACAAAUUAUGAGGAAUGGAAUAGCAUACUAAAUAGCAAUAUUUGGGAGCUGCCUCCUGAAAAAUGUAAUACAAUUCCAGCUCUAAGAUUGAGUUACCAUUAUCUCCCAACUCAUUUAAAACGAUGUUUUGCUUAUUGCUCAAUUUUUCCGAAGGGCCAUAAAUUCCAAAAGGAAGAUAUAGUUCUACUAUGGGUGGCAGAAAGUUUAAUUCCACAAGCUGAGAGUGAGAAAAGAAUGGAAGAGCUCACUAAGAAAUAUUUUGAUGACUUAUUGUCACGAUCAUUUUUUCAAAGAUCAAGAAAUGGGAAAUCACAUUUCACAAUGCAUGAUCUCAUUAAUGACUUAGCUAUGUCUGUGUCAAAGGAAUCCUGUUUGAGAUGGGAAGGGGGCGAAUCACAUGAAGUUUUGAAAAGAGUUCGGCAUUUGUCGUAUGCUAGAGGGCAAUUUGAUUGUGCUGUGAAAUUUGAGCCAUUAUAUGAGGUUAAGCAUUUGCGAACCUUCCUACCUCUUAGAAGAGAAUGGCAUGAAAAUUAUGUAAGUAAAAGGGUUUUACAUGAGUUAUUGCCCAAAUUAACAUGUUUACGAGUGCUAACAUUGUCAACAUAUGGUAAUAUUGUUGAGUUACCUAAUUCUAUUGGUUGUUGGUCUCUUUUUGAAUUGCCUACAGACAUGAGAAAAUUGAUUAACUUGAGGCAUCUUGAUUGUAGUGGAACUCAAAUUGAAGAGAUGCCGGUGAAAAUGAGUAGACUAAAAAGUUUGAGAACAUUGACUACUUUUGUUGUGGGUAAAUCUACUGGAUCGACUAUUGGCGAAUUGGGGGAGUUGGAUGCCUUGCAAGCUAAUUUGAAGAACAAACAAGAUCUCAAGGAUUUAGAGUUGGCAUGGGGCUCCAAAGAUGCCGAUCAUUCCGAAAAGAUGAGAGAUGUACUUGACAAGCUCCAACCUGGCAUGAAUUUGGAGAAAUUGACAAUCAAACAUUAUGGUGGGACCUGCUUCCCAAACUGGUUGGGAGACUCUGCCCUCAAUAAAAUAAAAGUUUUGCGCCUCGAAGGUUGUCGUUAUUGUUUCGAGUUGCCACCGCUUGGACAGCUACCUUCUCUUAAGGAGCUCAACAUAUGUAGGAUGGAAUUUCUUAGGACGUUAGGUCCUGAGUUCUAUGGUCAGCCAUUUCAGCCAUUUCAAUCGCUGGAGAUGAUGGAGUUUAGGGAGAUGGCAGAGUGGGAGGAAUGGGUACCAAGUGGAAGUGAAGGUCCAAACUUUCCUCGUCUGCGGAGGUUGAUUCUAAGUAGGUGUCCAAAGCUGAGAGGAAGCUUGCCUUGUGAUCUGCCUUGCUUGAAGGAGCUUAGCGUGAAAGGGUGUGGGGUUUUACAUGAUCAAAGGGCCACUGCUACCACUAGUACUAGUACUAGUCUCAACUACAAUUCUCUUGAAGAAUUGGAAAUAGAAGAUGGAUGCCAAACAGGACUGUUAUCAUUACUAGAGACAAAGCUCCUGUCCCGACUUUAUGUUAGACGUUUUAAUGACAUACAGUGCUUGCCCAACAUCAAUCGUCUUCAAAGUUUGAGUCUCUGGCGUUGUCCAAGGCUAUUGUCGUUCCCUGAAGAUGGCCUACCCACUUCGUUGACCUCACUUGAGAUUAACAGUUGUAGGAGAUUAGAAUUCCUACCUCAUGAGAUGUUGGCCCAAUUAACAGCGCUCGACUCUUUGACGCUAUGGAAUAGCUGUGAUUCAAUGAGGUCCUUCCCCUUGGGCAUUUUUCCCAAAUUGACGACACUUGAUAUUCGCAAUUGUGAGAAUCUGGAAUCGCUUUGCUUGAUUGAAGAAGAAGGAGCGGUCGAGAAUCUCAGUCAUCUCAAUAAUUUAAAUAUUGAAGGCUGUCCAAAUUUGGUGUGUUUUCCCCAGGGAGGAUUGCCCACUCCCAACCUGACUCAAUUGUGUUUCAGCAGAUGCGAGAAGUUGAAGUCAUUACCUGAACGCAUUCACACCCUCACAGCCCUAAGAUUAUUAGAUAUAAGGGAUCUUCCAAAUCUGGAAUCAAUUGCAGAUGAUGGGGGUUUGCCUCCCAACCUCCGAUAUUUUACAAUUGAGAAUUGUGAGAGACUGAGGGCUUCAUCUUCAUCAGUGGGAGACUACUGUAACUGGGGUUUGCAAGCACUAGUCGCCCUUAAAUUCCUUAAAAUUGGUGGCAGGGGAAGUGAUGAAAUCUUGGAGACGUUGCUCAGGCAACAACUGCUCCCUACCACUCUUCAGAGUCUCCACAUCAAGGAACUUUCGACUCUGAAAUCUUUGGAUGGAAGGGGACUUGCACACCUUACUUUUCUUCGAAGUCUAUCUAUUGGUAGGUGUGACAGUCUGGAAUUCCUGCCAGGAGAGGCACUUCAACACCUCACUUCUCUUCAAGAGCUAUAUAUUUCCAAUUGUCCGAGUCUCCAAUUCCUGCCAGAAGAGGGUAUGCCGCCAUCUCUUUCUUAUCUGCAUAUCUACAAAUGCUCUGGCCUAGAGAAAAUGUAUCAGAAUAAGACGAGACAAGAUCAUUGGGCCAGCAUAUCUCACAUUCCAUGCAUCCGGAUAAAUGAUGAAGUGAUCAUAUGA
Messenger RNA from Prunus dulcis (almond), 3834 nucleotides. Its product is annotated as putative disease resistance RPP13-like protein 1. The coding region runs from base 97 to 3834 and encodes 1245 amino acids. The transcript has 3 exons. The record is from RefSeq and is a predicted model, not a curated record. NCBI's taxonomy places the organism in Eukaryota, Viridiplantae, Streptophyta, Magnoliopsida, Rosales, Rosaceae. Gene Ontology annotation, molecular function: ADP binding. Gene Ontology annotation, biological process: defense response to other organism.